Messenger RNA from Lytechinus pictus (painted urchin), 10218 nucleotides. Its product is annotated as clustered mitochondria protein homolog. Gene Ontology annotation, biological process: intracellular distribution of mitochondria. The record is from RefSeq and is a predicted model, not a curated record. Bases 403 to 4677 code for a protein of 1424 amino acids. Gene Ontology annotation, cellular component: cytoplasm. Lineage: Eukaryota; Metazoa; Echinodermata; Echinoidea; Temnopleuroida; Toxopneustidae. The transcript is spliced from 30 exons. Gene Ontology annotation, molecular function: protein binding; mRNA binding.
GGGGAUUUACGCUUUACUUUUUACUUUAAUAGAUCCUGGUUUUGGAUUUAGUGUUGCUUGUUUUCCACAAUUGAAUUCAUGUGGAAUGUCUUUUGCAAUCUGUAUUUGCCUUUUCUCAACUGGAGGGGCUUGGAAGCACCUGCAACUGUACAUAGGCCUACAUGUAAUGUUCUGUAUGUAACUUUAAAGUUAGCCACCAGAGGACCAAUAGCUUCCAGUCUGCCCUGAGGGACUUUUUAUCUUGAAGAAGCCUUCGGUGUCUUUCAUCACAAUUAGUCUGAGCUAAAUGUAUAUAUAUCUACAUGUAGUUCUUAUCUGGACAGUUAGCAAAUGGCUGAUAUAUUAUAGACUGACCUAAUAUUUGACAAACAAUUGUGACGUCUUGGAGACAUUCGCCAGAUUAUGGCAGAACCUGCCCCUAUAGUCAACGGAGUGGACAACCCGCAUCCCUUACCCAUCAAUGGUGCUGAUGAUGGCGCAGGCAGCAGCGGAGACGUGACCCCAAACAGUGAGGACAGUGGUGUGGACUGCAUGCAUGUUGAUGCAUUAGAACUCAAGGAGGCGGUUGCUAAUGGCAACAGCAGGAGAGAUGCUGUAGAAGAGGAAGGGAAGGAGGAAGGAACAGAGGAAGAGAAGAAGGAUGCAAAGGUUGAAGAUGUGAUUGUGAUCCAGGAUGCAGCGUUCAUGGUGAAGCUUGUGCCUCCGUCUGGUGAACCGUUUGAUCUUCAGGUGAGUCCACAAGAGAUGGUCCAGGAGAUUCACCAAGUAUUGAUGGACCGUGAAGAUACCUGCCAUCGGACUUGCUUUUCCCUUCAGCUUGAUGGCAAUGUCCUGGACAACUUUGCUGAACUCAAGAACAUUGAAGGACUCAAAGAUGGCUCCAUUAUCAAAGUUGUUGAAGAGCCCUACACAGUACGUGAAGCCCGGAUACAUGUCCGUCAUGUUAGAGAUCUGCUCAAGUCUCUGGAUCCUUCAGAUGCUUACAAUGGUGUGGACUGCCAAUCUCUCUCGUUCUUAUCCACAGUCCUCAGUGAAGUCGACCGGAAGCGCGGCAAAUCCUCGGCGGCAUCAGACGUGGUGGACUGCACACCUCCAGAGUUCAUCAUGCCGUCAUCCAAAGAGCGCCCCCUGUUGCCGAUGCAGCCAGCAUUUAAGGAGAACAACCGGUCUUUGAGUUGCCUCAAGGUGUUGACUCUCUCGGGAUGGAAUCCUCCCCCUGGGACGAGAAGGAUGCAUGGUGAUCUGAUGUACCUGUAUGUUGUGUGCUCAGAAGGAACCUCAUACCAUCUCACAGCAUCAACACGAGGCUUCUAUAUCAAUCAAUCGACCCAGGAAGUUUUCAACCCCAAACCAGCUGACCAGAAGCACCUAUCUCAUUCCCUAAUUGAACUACUCAACAAAGUCAGUCCAAGCUUCAAGAAGAACUUUGCUCAACUCCUCAAGAAAAGAUCUCAACGGCACCCAUUUGAGAGGGUACCCACCCCAUUCCAGGUCUACUCUUGGUUAGCCCCUCAGAUGGAACACACUGUAGACUCCAUAAGGGCAGAAGAUGCUUAUACAUCAAGACUCGGCUACGAAGAGCACAUCCCCGGCCAGACCAGGGACUGGAACGAAGAGAUCCAGACCACGCGGGAACUAGCCCGUAAGAACCUUCCAGAGCGGCUUCUUAGAGAGAGGGCGAUCUUCAAGGUCCAUAGUGACUUUGUAGCGGCCGCAACAAGAGGAGCCAUGGCAGUCAUUGAUGGCAAUGUCAUGGCUAUUAACCCUGGUGAAGAUUCUAAAAUGCAGAUGUUCAUCUGGAACAAUAUCUUCUUCAGUCUCGGUUUUGAUGUCAGGGAUCAUUACAAAGAUUUUGGAGGGGAUCAUGCUGCAUACGUAGCUCCUGGCAAUGAUCUGAAAGGUGUGAAAGCCUACAACACAUAUGACCUGGAUGGUUUGUACACACUAGGCACUGUGGUUGUUGAUUACCGUGGUUACCGCAUCACGGCUCAGUCUAUCAUUCCUGGUAUUCUAGAGAGGGAGCAGGAAGAAUCCGUCAUCUACGGCUCCAUCGAUUUCGGCAAAACGGUGGUCACCAACGAUAAAUACAAAGAGCUUCUGACCAAGACAUCCCAACAUCUGAAGAUCUUACCUCACUAUGUUAUGAACCAGAAAGAUGAAGAGAUUGAGAUCUACUCAUCAAUAGAAUGCAAGGGUAUCAAGGGUAAUGAUGGUCGUCACUAUGUACUAGAUCUUCUUAGAACCUUCCCUCCUGAUGUCAACUUCCUGCAGAUGGAGGCUGAAGACUUUGCAGAGGACAUGAAGAAAUCAGGAUUUCCAAGGCAACACAGACAUAAGUUAGCCUGUCUGAGACAAGAAGUAGUGGAUGCUUUUGUAGAACACAGGUACAUGGUCUUCAUCAGACAUGCGGCACUCAUGCUCAUGCACAACCAGCAGCCACAAGAGGGCGCUAAACUUACUGAAAAUGGACAGUCCGAGGGUGAAAACCCUCAACCGAAGGAAGAGAAAGAAACAAGCUCAGACCUCAAAGAGAACAGUGAAUCAAAAGACAAAAUGGUGAAUGGAAAUCAUGAAAGCAAGAAGAAUAAAGAGGAGAAUGAGGUGGAAGAUGGAAAGGAGGAUUCCAAGAAGGAAGAUUCCAAGAAGGAAAAUUCCAAGAAGGAAAGCAAUGAAUCUAUAGUUGAUGGAAUGAAGACCAAAGGACUAGUUGAUAAAUGCCCUGUGCUCAAGAAUAUGGAUUCCACAGAAGGCAAUGAUUUGCCCAAGGAACUGGACAGUGCUACAGAAGAAGCAGCCAAAGCAUUAGCAACAUCACCCAAGAAAGAAGGAUUUGAUCCGAGCCAUAAAGAGGUGAUAGCUUUAGCUGCCCAGGCUGCUGGUUCAUUGAGCAGUGCUGAGUUUGACGUUAGAUUCAAUCCUGAUGUCUAUGCUGAUGGAGUCAUCCAUGCCCCAUCUGAGGCAGAGACAUUAGGAAAACAAAGGAAGCUACUAAAGGAUGCAGCUCGUUUCAUAGUAGCAGUCCAGAUUCCAACUUUUGUCCAGGAAUGUAAGGAGCACAGCAUAGCCCCCCUUGAUGGGUACACACUGGUAGAAAUGCUACAUCAGAGAGGCAUCAACAUUCGCUACAUGGGUGUUUUAGCAGAGAAGGUAGUCACCUGUGAAAACCUCUCCUACCUCUAUCGUAUUAUUAUCACUGAGUUGAUAUGUCGGUCAGUGAAGCAUGUUUUCAAAGCAUUCAUGCAAGGCAUCCCGAUGACGAGCCUAUCUGCUGCCAUCAGUCAUUUCCUCAAUUGUUUCUUGUCAUCCCUACCAAACCCACUUCCACCGAAAGGAGAUGAUGAGUUGAGUAAUGGUCAUCACAAGAAGAAGAAGAAUAAGAAGAGGAUACGAUAUGUUCUUUCACUUGGACAAGAAAACACAUCAUGGAGUAGUCUCACCCCCUCAGACCUGUGGAGCAGUAUCAAGGUUGAAUGCAAGGAAUACUUCCAUUAUAAGGUUAAAUGUGAAAGCAUAGACUCCGUCACAGAGCGUUACAACCUUCAGAAGAUGACCCUUCUCAGGGAGUUCUGCUCCAAGCUUGGUGUCCAGCUACUCUUGAGAGAUUACGAACUGGACUCCAAAAACAAGCCGCCCUUCAAUGAGAAUGACAUCCUAAACAUGUUCCCAAAGGUCAAACACAUCAAUCCUACCGCAUCGGACGCCUAUCACUUCUUCCAGAGUGGACAGACCAAGAUACAGCAAGGCUGCUUCCGUGAAGGCUUUGAGCUGAUCAGCGAAGCUCUGAACCUCUUCAACAAUGUAUAUGGACCUAUGCACCCAGAGAUUGCAGCCUGCAUGCGAACCUUGGCCAGACUACACUACCUGAUGGGUGAGCAGAGUGAAGCCAUUGAGAUGCAACACAAGGCAGUCAUGAUGAGCGAGAGGUGUAACGGUCUUGAUCAUCCAAACACCAUCACAGAAUAUAUGCAUCUGGCCCUCUACAGGUUUGCAGCGGGCCAGGCAGUGAGCGCCCUCAAGCUGAUGUACAGGGCUCGUUAUCUAACGCUUCUUAUCCACGGCGAGGAUCAUCCUGAAAUGGCUCUCUUCGAUAGUAAUAUUGGUCUAGUUCUUCAUGGUGUUAAUCAGUUUGAGCUGGCUCUCAAGUUUCUAGAGAAGGCAUUGGAGACAAACAUCAAGUACUUUGGAGCUAAGAGUCUAAAGGCAGCACACAGAUACCACCUUGUUGCAAGAACGCAUUCGUGCUGUGGUGAUUUCCGCUCAGCAUUACGAAAUGAGAAGGAUGCAUACACUAUCUAUCGCGAACAGUUUGGUGAUAAUCAUGAGAAGACAAAGGAGAGUUCAGAAUGUCUGAGUUACCUCACACAACAAGCCGUUACUCUUCAAAAAACAAUGAAUGAGAUCAAACGAGGUGGUCCUAAGGCAGCACUACGUCCUAUUCCUAUCAGUCAUCCAUCCAUGAGCAGUGUGCUUGAAACCCUCAAUAUGAUCAAUGGAAUAUUCCUUAUUCCAGUCAGCAUCAGAGGUAUUCAGAAAGCAACUGUCACAGAAGCGCAGCCUGAGAACAAAGAAGAAGUCACAGUGACCAACCCCACCGAGAAAGUGGAAGAUCCCGCCAGCCCGCCCCCAGAGUCCCAGCCAGCAGACGCAUCACCUGCUCCUCAGGAAGUGGCAAGAUAACAAUACGAGGGAUCCUAGAGUCUAUGAUACUCCUAGAUAGUCAUAGUUUAUAUCAGAGUAUACAUAUAUGUAGACAAACCUGUAUUUUACAGAUAUGUUGAAUUUAUAUGUGAUGAAUUUUGUUAUCCUCAGAUUCCUCAUUAAGGUUUGAAUGAUGUAGAAUUACAUUUUCUUGCACAUAAAUUAAAAUUUUGUUUUAUGCCUGAUGAGGCCAAGUUUUUGCUAAGUGGUUUAUACAAAAUGAUUGUCAAUUAUGUUUUGACAAAUUUCACUGCACUUGAUUACAUUAUUUUUCAGGGGAGCGUUUCAUCAAUAUUUACAUCCGACAAGUUGUCAGAUCUGACACCUUUCCAUGAUUUUGAUUGGCUGAGAGGCACUGUUCCUAUGGUAACUGUCGGAUAAAAUGGGACUUGUCGGACAAAACGUCCGACAAGUCAUUUCAUGAAAUGCCCCCCAGGUACGUGUUAUAUUUGUGGAAGGUUACUUUUUUGUUGAGAAGGUGUGCAGAACUUAAGAUGCAAGAUAUAAAUUUUACUUUUAGAGGUUUAUACAUGCAUUGUAUGGUGGUCAAUUUGCAAUUACACACCAAUCAGGGUUAGAUUUUUAACAAAAAAUUAAUCAGUGUAAUUCUGAUUUUAAAAAACACUUCCCAUCAGCAUAUUUAUUUGAUUUUUGUUUUCAUCAUUGAUACUUCAACAACAAAUAGAUUCUUAUUGUAUGCCCUAUCUUUGAACAUGCACUUUUAUUUUGAUUAGUUGUUUUAAUCAGAACAACAGUUGAUAAAUCUUAUUGGUUGAUUUUUUAGUUUGGUUAAGCCUUGUACAUCAUUAUUUUGAAGUUAAUUUGUUUUAGCAGUGUCACAUUGUAACAGAAACCAUUUAAUAUUUAAUUAAUUCAGUUGAUCACAAUCAACUUAUCAUUAACAUUUGAAUAUGUUUACUUAAAAAUAAAAGUGAAACAGACUUGUGUAUUGGUUUUGUAUAUGGUCAAUUCAGUUUGGUUAUAUUAUGGUGCUUUAAUAUUUUUGUCAAUUAAUUCUGCUGUAAAUUGUUUAUUUUCAAAUUCUUGUCCCCUGUUGUGUAGGAUGAAAUCAUUUUGGUUUAUUGGAUUAAGAGUGACUUCUUAUGUCAACCUUAUUGUGUACGAUUCAAGUUUUCUAAUACCCAAUUUCACAAGUAAGCAUUAAUGCUAGAAACAAACCAGCCAGUGGAGGCUGCAAUAUAAAGCCAUUCAUAAAGUACAAAUGACAAAAUAAACAAAAACUAUGAAGUUCCUAAACAACAACCCAUCAUGUCUCCUGGCAGUUAAAUAAAAUAUCCAAUGUUGAACAACAUUUCAAUCUUUUAACUUUUUUUAUGUUAAUAACCUGACUUCAUAGGAACUUCAUAUUGUAAUAUGGGAACUUCAAUUUACGAUAUAACAUCAAUGUAUUUUAGGUAGUCAUUUUCAUUCUAGCUGGCAUAGUAGUUGAAUAUUCUAAGCACCACCUCUCCCACUACUGCAUACCUGCCAACCAUUCCGAUUUUGGCGGAAUUAUACCGAUUUUUCGACCUCCAUUCCGAUCAAUGAGUCUAGUAUUCUGAGAAAGCAAGUCAAGAUUUAUAUUUAAAAAGUUCAUUGAUUGAUAAGGAGUUAGUAAGCGUUCUUUCUUGUCUUGCUAAUCCAUGUUGAAUAAUAGUUUAAUUCACAUGUAGUGGUGAUGGAUAACUCAUGAUUCUGUAUUCAUUAUAGCAUUUCAAUUUAAACCAAUAUCAAUGCAUAUGUGGAAUAUCUCUCUGUUUGUUCUCUAUCAAUUUUUAUUUGAAAGUUGGUAAAAUUAGGAGGUAAAAUUUCUCUUACUGAAAUUGAAUGCUUUGUCAAGAAUGUGAUACACUAGCUUUGUAUUCCAAUAAGUUUUGUGUAGACUUCUAUCUCACUUCAUAGCAAAAUCCAUGUUAUUUGUGAAAUAUAUGAUAUACAGUGUACUUUUUUGUUGGUAGUGUCCUCUUAUUUCUGAGUUUUAGUUUAUUGAUGUAGGGGAGAUAUAUAAUGCUCCUUGCCAUUGUAAGAGCAAUAAAUAUUGUGUGAGUACACCCAAGUCUUCCAUAUUAAACCAAAAUCCUUGAGGGCAGCCGUUUCUUGAAAAGGUCAGAGUUCAUGGGUGUCUCGAUGAAUCGUGUUCAUUGUUUUGCACAUGAUCCUCUGUGACCACCAAGAGGUUACACUUUAAACAGUUUCUAGAAACGGACCCACUUUAAAAUACCUAUAGAUAUAUUAUAUAUCCAUGUUUGUGCAUAUCAUACGACACUGGUAUUGGUAUUUUGAAUAUGUUUGGAUGUGUAUGUAAGAGUGUAUAUUUUGGCACAGUGGAAAUCAUUAUGUAAUAAUUACAUUAUUUGAUAAAGAUUGUUGAAACCAAUUUUAAUCAAUAUAUGAUUGUCUUUGAGAGUAUUGUUUUGAUGAGUGAUGUGUGUAAGGUUUUUACAAGAGUAAAUGAAAAUAAUAAUUUGAUUGUAAGUGAUGUAUUUGCCAUAAUCUUAAAUGUUUUGUAUUCUUUCAGAUGUAGACUGAUAUAAAAUGUGUGUAUAGUAAGGUUUUACUUACAUUAAUUUGAAUUUGAUUUCAAAAUUAAACUUUUUGUUGUCGGGGUUCAGCAUCAAGAAUUUUUUAAUAUUUUGGGAUUUAAUCCUUGGUUGAUUAUCCUCUUUUCUCUCACACUAUGUGUAUGGGCAAUAUAUUUAACAAAAUGGGAUCUCUAACAUUAUUUGAACUUAAUGUGCAUUAUAGAAUCAAAUAUGUGACCAAUAUUUAUGCAAAAUUUCAAACUUUGGCAUUAUUCAUGAACUUAAAUGUGCAGAAAAUAGACGUAUCUAAUAUUCAUAUUCUGUGAUGGACAACUAAUUACUAGUACCUAGUAACUGAAGGAACGGGGGGAGGGGUCAAUCUUGGCCCUUUGCGAUGGAGGUUUUAUCAUUGUUUCCGUACUGUCAUGAGGAGUUGCAGCCUGCUAUUACAUAUGCAAAAGUGCACCUCGGUGUGAUUUUUUGUUUAACUUGAAUUUAUCUUUGUGGAACAUCCACUAGGCUAUCAAAAGUAUUGCUUCAGUUGUAAUGUAUUGAAAGAAUAUUUGACUAGAAUAUAUUGAAUAUGUCCACCAAGAUAAUCUUUCUAAUCUCUAUUGUAUUUUGGUGAUGCAUCUAGUCCCGUUAAUUGGUAUUGAUGUAUGUUUGAAGCUGAUUAAAGUUGUCAUCAUUAUCACAUAUCUUUUAUCAUUUUUUCUAUUUCUGUUAUGUGUUAUUUUGUUUGAACUGUUUGCAAGAUGUUCAUCAUUAUUCAAGUUUUUGUUUUUCUUUCCACCUCAUAUAGAGUGAGUGAGUGUCCUUUCAUUUGAUUAUGUAAUAGAAAUGUAAUAGCGAGGUGAUUGUUUCCUGUCUCGCAUAGACAUGAAUGACACAUAAAGGGAGAUAACUAAAUUGGAUAUGUUAAAAUACUGAGACAUCGUAAUGCAGAUUUGGUAUUUUUGUUUAAUUUUUACUUAAAACUGCUGUCACACUCGAUGAACAAUGUUGGAUUUCCUUUCAAAAUUGGGACCAAAUGUUGCUUGCCAUUAAUUAAGUCGGCAACUAGGCAUAGUGUAAUAUUCAAUAUGCCAUUUACAUGAUGUGCAAGAAGUACUCUGUACUACAUUCUUCAAAUGAAUUUCUAUUCUCUUCAAUAUUCAUUAAGCUCACUCAUGACAUAAAAAAAAAAAAAUCUUGAUACGCGAGACAAAUAUUAAGCUUGCACUAACAACUUUCUUCUUCCUCUAGAACAGUCUGAAAAUGUCAGAUAGAUUGUCACUUAUUGUCAGUUUUUCACAAAAAUACUCCCUCCAGUUUUAGCUUGUGUUAGAGGAUCAUACAUCGAUUCAUCUGUAACACCUGGUAUUAAGUGAAGAAAGGAGGGAAAUUAAUAUGUAUUAUGUCACUAAUGAUAUUCGAAUAGCAGUACAUGUGUAUUGUCUUCUUUAAAUUACAGGUGAAGAAUCAACUAAUGACAGUAAAUAUAAAUUUGGAUGAUUUAGCAGAGCAAAGUUGAAUUCAAUUUGAUAGCAUUAAAGAUGUAAAUUUUAGGAAAAUAAAUGUAUCCCGAAAUUGUUAUUGUGAAAUUGAAAUUGAGCAUUCAUAUAUUUAUGAGGAAAUGUUUAUUUAGCUGCUGGGUUAUGAGCAGUGUGGUGAACAACAAACGAGUUAUACAUUAUUAUAGGGAUAGUAAAUUUCACAGAUGUACACUUUGUUAAUGAAUGUGAUUGUACUUUUCAGAAAAUUAAUAAAAAUUUUAUUAUCUGAUAUUUGAGUAAUUAUUGUCAAAUUUUAAGGUAUUUCAAUCCUUUGUACACCUAACAGAUAUUAAAAGAAUAAUUUCUAAUGGCUAAUCUUAUGUUAUAUCUUAAAAACUUUUUACAUAUGCUCUGCAAUUGAAAAUGAACAUUUUGUCAAGUUCUGGCUCUAAUGUGGAGAAAGCAGUUUAUCCAUAAGACUCCCUUUUUUAACAAUCUUUUCAUUUUUCAUCAGAUUUCUGAUUUUUUGAUGAUAUAAAUUCUACCUUGGGCACUAAAAUUUAAGCUGACUCACAACUCCUUUGUCUGCUAACUGCAUGCUAGACAAUUCGUUGACAACUGAAUUCUGCUACUCUUUAUAGGCUUUCUACACUUGGUUUCAGUAGACAAUUUAAAAUGUUUUAAGAAACAUCUUUUCAGUAAUAUUCACUGACAAAUUAAGGAUCUCAAGAGCUUCCUACAAGCAAUCUGUGAAAAUUGCUCACUAUUUAUUCCAUGAAGCAUUCCCUUGGUAAAACAGUCUGAGUAUAAAAACCUUUUGGGGAACUUCCUACGUUAAUAACAACCAGAGGAUCAAACUUCCUCAAUAUGUUAAGCCUGAAUAGGCCCCUUUACAUUUGUCAACUCUUCGGUGUAACAGUAAAGGGGUGUUGCAAGGAAAUAUUUGCAAUCAAUAGCAAAUUUACAAGUGAUUUGAUCAAUUUUAACUAAGCAAAUCAAUUUACCCUUUCUGAUACAAGAAUCAGAUCAUCAAUCAAUCACAAAUUUUUACUAUGAAAUGCAUAAUUUUUCAAUUGAUUUUAGGACCUAAAACUGUCAUGCAAUCAAUUGCAUGUUUCCUGCAACACCCCGUAAGAGAUUGUAAUCGAAUGUAAAUUUUUGCACACUUCCUUAUUUCAUUCUUAAAAUGAAAAGUAAGUCCAAUCCCUCGGUAUAAAAAAGUUUAAAUGAGGGUAUGAAUCUGUGAAAGUGUAAUUGGCCUUUAAUGUGGAGUAAAAAAAAAUUGGAAAUUAUCUUGUAUACAUCCAUGCAUUUAUAACAGUAUUGAAUCAGCAUACCAUAAAUCAAUUGGUUAACCAUUAUACAUGUCUUCUGUUAAAAUUGCUUAUUCUCUAUAAUUUGAAUAUGUAGGAUGAUUAUGGUUGUCUAAUACUACUGAGCAGAAUGGAUGUUUUAUGUGAAUAGAAUUAUGAUUUUGAUGUUUAUUAAAAGGUUUGCAAUAAAUUUUGAUUGUGAAGGCCUGA